Messenger RNA from Selaginella moellendorffii, 543 nucleotides. RefSeq lists its product as uncharacterized. The record is from RefSeq and is a predicted model, not a curated record. Lineage: Eukaryota; Viridiplantae; Streptophyta; Lycopodiopsida; Selaginellales; Selaginellaceae. Bases 18 to 332 code for a protein of 104 amino acids. The transcript is spliced from 4 exons.
ACCCUAAAAACAGGGCCAUGGCGGACGAGCGCUCUAGGCGCGCUCCAGAUGCAACGAUCAUCAGAGAGUCCAGGUACACGGCCGUUUUGCUGGAAACCUCUCCGUCCGUGCACGACAUUCCAGGCCUGACGACUGCAUCGGGACGCGCGCUGUCGCAGCCGUCUGUGGAAAAUCUGGAGCGAGCGCUGGAGCUCCUGGACGCAAGGGUCCAGCUUCACGACAACGAGCUCGAGGACUAUCUCUUGCCCUCCCCAGCGAGAAUCGUUGUCUCUGAGCAGCCCGAGCAGCCGAUCGGCGUAGAUAACCCGGAAGAUUUCCAGCUAGAAGAAUAACUUCGGUAGGUAUGUGAUCGUUCCUCGAUGAAAUCGAACUUCCAGGAACUCGAGCACAUAAAACUCUGGACGAAAGAUAUCUGCGUGAAGAGACAAACAACAACACCACAAGUUUACAACGUCCCGGCUGUUAGGACAAUCAUUGUUCUUGCAUGACUUGGUAUAGAACAAAUAAUCACACAUAUUUGGAUUUCAACAUCCUUUUCUUGCC